Molecule: messenger RNA, 1645 nt
Organism: Pteronotus mesoamericanus
Lineage: Eukaryota; Metazoa; Chordata; Mammalia; Chiroptera; Mormoopidae
Gene: COQ5
Product: coenzyme Q5, methyltransferase
Exons: 7
Coding region: 23-1006 (327 amino acids)
Biological process (GO): ubiquinone biosynthetic process
Molecular function (GO): methyltransferase activity
Source: RefSeq, a predicted model, not a curated record
CUCCUGUUUCUCGACUGUCAAGAUGGCGGCCCCCAGGAGUUGCGCUCUAUGGGGCAACUGCAGCCGUGGGUGGUCGCGGAUGAUGCGGGGCUGCCGGCUCCCUGGGCUUCGUAGCUCCUGGCCCGGGGGCACGCUGGGUGCGCGGCUCUUGUCCCACGAGAAGCAGGCAACGGAAACUCACUUCGGGUUUGAGACUGUGUCGGAGGAGGAGAAGGGGGGCAAAGUCUAUCAGGUGUUUGAAAGUGUGGCCAAGAAGUACGAUGUGAUGAAUGAUAUGAUGAGUCUUGGUAUUCACCGUAUUUGGAAGGAUUUGCUGCUCUGGAGAAUGCACCCAUUUCCUGGGACCCAGCUACUCGAUGUUGCUGGAGGCACAGGUGACAUUGCAUUCCGGUUCCUUAAUUAUAUUCAGGCACAGCAUCAGGGAAAGCAGAAGAGGCAGUUAAAGGCCCAGCAAAAUUUAUCCUGGGAAGAAAUCGCCCAACAGUACCAGAAUGAAGAGGAUUCCUUGGGCGGCUCCCGCGUUGUGGUCUGUGACAUCAACAAGGAGAUGCUGAAGGUUGGAAAGCAGAAAGCCCGUGCUCAAGGAUACAAAACUGGACUUUCUUGGGUAUUGGGAGAUGCUGAAGAACUACCCUUUGAUGAUGACAAGUUUGAUGUUUACACCAUUGCCUUUGGGAUCCGGAACGUCACACACAUCGAUCGGGCACUCCAGGAAGCCCACCGGGUCCUGCAACCAGGAGGACGGUUUCUCUGUCUGGAGUUUAGCCAAGUCAACAAUCCCCUUGUGUCCAGGCUUUACGAUCUCUAUAGCUUCCAGGUCAUUCCAGUCCUGGGAGAGGUUAUUGCAGGAGACUGGAAGUCCUACCAAUACCUCGUGGAGAGUAUUCGACGGUUCCCAUGUCAGGAGGAGUUCAAGGAGAUGAUAGAAGAUGCAGGUUUUCAGAAGGUGACUUACGAAAGUCUAACAUCAGGCAUUGUGGCCAUUCAUUCUGGCUUCAAACUAUAACUCCUUUGGCAUCCUGGAGUGUGAAUCACUCACAUCCUGCCAGACGCCUGCAACUGAAAGAUAGUCAGGCGGGUGAGACCAGCAGCAGAAUGUCUCCUCCUAAUAUGUGCCUUGGACUCUUUUCUGAUAUGACCAAGCUCAAAGUGGAAGAAACAAAUUCCUGUCACUUUAUUUCAGCUUUCAUUAGGAACUGCUUCAGGUCUUCUCCCUGAGGUAUUGGGUAUUUUUUGCUCAAUUCCUGUGAUUUUUUUUCUCAGCUCUGCAGUGUGUGGUUUGGGUAAAACCAGCACUAAAGCGGUUUUGAAGCAUGUUUGUAGUUUCUCUGCUGGUGCUGACUUCCAGAGGGAAAAUGAAUUAUUUCAAUCUAAUGAUUUGAACCAGAAAACGUCCUAACUGUACCUGAGUCAACCUCUCAUUCUAGGACUGGUUGGAGGCCAAAAGCCAAGGCUGAACAGAGGGCUAACGAUCCUUAGAAUUAUGUACUGAACCACUAAAUGAGUUUACAAUUUGUAUGGUCUUUGUGGGGUUUUUUUGAGGGAAAUAUACUUGUCAUUCAUUCAGAGCCAGUGUUGUGCCCUCCAUGCCUGUCAUGAAAAAAACAAUUCAACAACUCCUCGAAAGAAUAAAUGUACCAGCAAA